Mytilus trossulus (common blue mussel) is the source of this 4347-nucleotide messenger RNA. RefSeq names its product cysteine protease ATG4B-like. The transcript is spliced from 12 exons. Bases 104 to 1309 code for a protein of 401 amino acids. Gene Ontology annotation, molecular function: protein-phosphatidylethanolamide deconjugating activity. The record is from RefSeq and is a predicted model, not a curated record. Lineage: Eukaryota; Metazoa; Mollusca; Bivalvia; Mytilida; Mytilidae.
AUUUUCGGAAAUUUCAAUGUUAUGAUUCGUUUUGGUCGCCUCGGACUUUAUCAAGUAAAAAUAUGACAAAUGGCAAAUUGAAAAGAAAUAAGAGUCAUCAGAAAUGGACUUUCUAACAGAAGUCUCAACAUUCACCUAUGAAGCUGGGCCUGUGAACUAUGAUGAGUUCCCACCAACAGAAGAACCUGUAUACCUUAUGGGAACCCCAUACAGUACUCUAUAUGAUUUAAAUGAGUUAAAACUUGAUUUCUUGUCCAGAAUUUGGUUAACAUACAGGAAAAACUUUCCAGCCAUAGGAGGAACUGGACCAACAUUAGACACAGGAUGGGGUUGUAUGUUGAGAUGUGGUCAGAUGAUGUUAGCCCAAGCUUUGUUAAAUAGACAUUGUGGUAGAGAUUGGAGAUGGACAAGAAAAAUAUAUGAUGAAAAAUAUAGAAAAGUUUUGGAAAUGUUUCUAGAUAAAAAGAAUGCAUACUAUUCAAUUCAUCAAAUAGCUUCCAUGGGUGUAUCUGAAGGUAAAAAUAUUGGUCAGUGGUUUGGUCCAAAUACAGUGGCACAAGUUUUAAAAAAAUUAGUAGUGUUUGAUGAAUGGAGUUCAUUGGUGAUUCAUGUUGCUAUGGACAACACAAUUAUAGAACAUGAUAUAAAAUGUUUAUGUAAACCUGGUUAUGAGAAGACAACAUGUGAUAUAUUAGGAAUGAACAGUAUGAAAGCUGGUGCUACAGGAUGUAGUAGUCGUGCAAAACCACAAGAUAAAAAUAAAUCUAGUCAUGUUGAUCCCUCAAAAUGGAAACCUUUAUUAUUGAUUUUACCAUUGCGACUUGGAUUAACAGAUAUAAAUGCUGUUUAUAUAGAAAGUUUAAAGAAAUGUUUAAGUUUUACCCACUCUGUAGGUAUAAUUGGAGGUAAACCAAAUCAGGCUCAUUGGUUUGUAGGUUAUGUAGGUGACAAGUUGAUAUAUUUGGAUCCACACACUACACAAGUUUCUGUAGACCUAAAUGACCACCUAAGUAAUGAUGACAGCUUCCAUUGUCCUCACCCUUGUAUGAUGAAUAUUUUAGAACUAGAUCCUUCAAUAGCAGUUGGAUUUUAUUGUGGAACAGAAUCAGAAUUUGAUGAUUUAUGUACAACAAUAAGAAAGUUUAUAACCUGUGAAAGUCGAACACCAAUGUUUGAAUUGUACCAAGACAGACCACCACACUGGCCACCAUAUGAACCAUACAGUGGAAAAUUUCCUUCUUCUUCUGAAUUUGCUGUAUUGGAUGGCACAGGUUGUGAAACAGAUGAUGAGUUUGAGCUGAUAGGUUGAUGAUAAUGUCUGUGAUAUGUAAUAUUAGGACAUAGUAUGAAGAUGUGUUCAAUGUUCUCAGCAACUGAUUAGAACAAGAUUUCACGAUUUUGCCUCAAGCAGCAUCCAUGAUGUUUCAUAUUUUAACUGAAUGAAAAUUGUUACAGAUUAUUAUUUUUCAUAUUAACAUUCAACUUUAAUUUAUUUUUUAAACCAUGAUUGUAUAAUUUGAUAUUAAGUUGUGAAUAUUACAUGUUUUAGAGAGUAUGUCGACUAUAAAAUUCUAUUUGGAUUUUCGUAUGUCUAUUCAUAUUUACCAGAAGUUUAUUUUAUGAAUCUGGAAGUGAAAUUGAAUAUUUAAAAUAGAUUUCUAUCCUAUAUCAUAAUAAAAUGUAUUUGUAGUGAGAUGUGAUAGUGUUUCAUCCUAUAACUCUUAAAUUUUCCCCAAUCAGUCCAGGAAUUUGGAAAGUAAAGACAUAAAGCAAGAUAAAAAUUGUGAAAACAAAGCAUAAAAUGAAGUUAGCAAAUAAAAGAACCAGUUACUGAUAUACAUAUCAAAACUUCAUAAUUGUUCCCAAGUUUGCCAAUAGUUUGGUUAACCCCAAACUUUUUUUCAAAUGAAAUUAUUUACAGGAAAUUAUGGGUAUGAUGUUUGAAUCUCACAAAUGUUUUGAAAAAGGAAUAUAAGCUAAAUAUUGUUAUAAAUGAAAGUUAAAGAUCAUACAUAAUUUUGUGAAAAGGGAAUUUUAGGUCUAGUUGUUUGAAAUUAGUUCUGUUAAUAUUAACAUUGCACCCCACAACUAUAUGCUAAGUGCAACAGCAUGUGUUUCUCUUCUACACAAUUUCUGCUCAUUGUUUUAUAUAUUUAUUUAAAAAUAUGUCUUUUUCUUUUUCAAAGAGUUACUGUAUAAAUAUUAUACCAUAUAUAAAACAGUUCCAAAUUAUUGUCAUAUACUUUUAUUUCCAUUUUUAGUCUUAACUACCUUUUAAUAGUAACCUUUUACCAUCUUACUACAGUGUAUAUAAACUUAGUCUGUGCAAAAUAACUUUAUUCCUUCUAGCAGAGAAGCACUUUUCAAGAUAAUUCUAAUACAAUGUAUCUGUCUUCCAAUUAUUUAAAAUAUUCACUCAUCUGAACCUACCUUUUACUAUGUAUAGACUAAAGGAUAAUAUUUUUUUGCACAGACUGUUUAAAACUUAUUAUUUUUAUUUCCAUCAAAUAUGGAGGAGACUUUGUAACUUGUGAGCUGUAUAUCUGCUGCUUCAAAUGCUUUUGUCAUUGUACAUUUAGACUUAGUAAUUGUUUAACAAAGAACAACCAUUUAUGUAUUUCAUUUAACAUUGAUUUGAUACUUUAAGUAUAAGGACUGAUAAUUUAUUAAUAUCUGCUGUUUCCCUGCAGUACCUCUAGAGCAAAUUUAUUUUUUAUUAUAUCCCCGCUUUAAAAAAGGUGGGGUAUACUGUUUUACCUCUGUCUGUCCUUCCGUCAGUCCGUCAGUCAGUCUGUCUGUCCCAUGAAUAUUUUUCGUCGCAUUUUUCUCAGGAACUACAAUACAAGGAUUUCUGAAAUUUGGUUUCAGGAUUUAUAUAAGUCAGCUAUAGGGUGUGAUGCGUUUUCAGAUUCAUCACUCGACAACUUCCUGUUUACUGAACACUUAUUUUUACACUAUUAAUAAUAUCCACUUGCGGCGGGGGUAUCAUCAGUGAGCAGUAGCUCGCAGUUUCACUUGUUUUUUUAUUUUUCUGUACUUCAGUAUUAAUGAAUGAGGUUUUUUUUGCUGCUAACUUUAAAAAACAGUCUUGGAUUAGAUUGAUCAGACAUCAAUAACUUUGUCAAAUCUUUAUAGAAUGUGAUGAAAGCUUCUUCAAGUUAAAAAAAGGUUUUAUAUAUUAUAUCUGUUUUCUUUACUGAUCAAUUGAGUUAGUCUUUGUCAGUCAACAUUAAACAGUUAUUCUGACAGCAGCAAUAACAGCUCUGGGGAACCUGUUAAAAAUAUUUUUUUUGUCAUUUGUGAUAUUUAUUUUUAUUUAUAUACUUCAGAGGAGAAAGGGCUGCUUGUGUUUUACCCUUUGAAUUAGAAAUUUACAAGUAACAUCAUUCAGAUAGACAUAAGUUUGUUGAAUUAUUUGAAUACUGCCUAACAUUAUUUUUUUUUAUUCUUGCACUCAAAGAAAACCUUUUGUAACAUUCAUAAUUGGUUCAUUUUGAAAGGUUCUUGUUAAAAUUAGAUAUUUGAUUCGUCCCAUCUUUCUGUUUGUUCAAAGUCAAAGUGUAACAAAAUCUCAUUUUGUGUUCAGCUGUUUCUCAUUUUUAACUAUGAAGUAGAUUUCAUUUUUUUGGUCAAAUACCCUGGUACAUAAUUUCUGCUUUUCCAAGAUAAUCAUACUUCUUUCAUCUUAUUCAUUUAGUGAUAAAGUUGUCAUAUAUUUUAAAAGAUUGAAUAAUUUUCAUAUUUUGUCAUUUCAACAGUCAUAUUUUUUCUAUAUCUCUUUCUUUCUUGUGAUUGGUAUAUGUUGUGAAUAUUUUGUUAUAUAAUUUCUGUGAAAUAUUUAUUUUUCUGAUAUUGAUGUGUACGUCAUCUUUAAUGAUGAUAGUUGUGAUGAAGUAAGACAUUAACCUUUUUAAUCGUCUCAUCAAGAAUUAUAACUCUUAUGUAUGAGACGCUGAUUUAGUCAAAUUUUCUGUAUAUAAGAACAUCCUGAAAUAUUUCAGGACCUCAAAUAUUAAAUAUUUGAGAACCUCCAUAAUUCAAAUUUAGGAUAUCCAUAAAUCAUUGAUGACAUCCUAAAAUAGAAAUGGACGUCCUGAAAUUGAAUUGAAGAGAUCCUGACAUAGUCUGUAAAUUGAUUUAUGGAGGUCCAAAGAUAUAUAAAGACUUAAUGGUUUAUGGAUUAAACUGAAUUGUCAUGAAAUAUUUUAGGAUAUCCUCAAGUACAACUUUUGAGUUUGAGCCUCAUACAUUUGUCAAGUUUUCCUCCAUCUUCAAUUUUAUUAAAUUAUCUACUAAUUGCAAUUGAAAAUCAUUGACCUUGAGUUUAAAAUAAACUGUGAUAUUAUA